This is a messenger RNA of Abrus precatorius (Indian licorice), 1809 nucleotides long. RefSeq names its product UDP-glycosyltransferase 73C3-like. Gene Ontology annotation, molecular function: UDP-glycosyltransferase activity. Lineage: Eukaryota; Viridiplantae; Streptophyta; Magnoliopsida; Fabales; Fabaceae. The record is from RefSeq and is a predicted model, not a curated record. The coding region runs from base 174 to 1676 and encodes 500 amino acids. The transcript has a single exon.
AAUCACUCAUAAUUUGCAGGAAAAAAGAAAAAAGAAGCGAAAAAGCCUCGUUAUUCCUAAUUCAGAUGUUAAAAUUGGUUACUCACUGCAUUCUCUAUACCCUUUUUCUGUCGAAGAAUAAUUUCCUUAUUUUUUAAGUGAAUGUUAAAACUAAAAUUUUGUUGUGUAUUCCAAUGACACAGAAACUUGGGAUGGAUUCAACACCUCUCUGCCGCCUCCACUUUGUUUUCAUUCCCUUAAUGGCCCCAGGUCAUCUUCUUCCCAUGGUAGACAUGGCGAAAUUGUUUGCACGCCGCAAAGUAAAAGUGACCAUAGUCACCACACCCCUCAAUUCCAUCCAAUUCCAAGCUAGCAUAGAUAGAGAAAUCCAAUCUGGAUCACCCAUUCAAAUUCUCCAUGUUCAAUUUCCAUCUUCAGAGGCUGGAAUCCCAGAGGGAUAUGAAAGCAUAGACACCUUGCCUUCUAUGGAUCUACUAAGCAACUUCAACAUCGCUUUACUCAUGUUGCAGCAACCACUAGAAGAGCUAUUCCAAAAGCUAAGCCCAUUUCCAAGCUGCAUAAUUGCCGACAAACAUUUCAUAUGUGUAGCUGAUAUUGCCCACAAGUUUAAUGUCCCAAGAAUAAUAUUCGAUGGGACCAAUUGUUUCUUUCUCCUAUGCAAUCACAUUUUACAUAAUUACAAGGUCUAUGAAGCUGUCUCUGAUGAAGAGAAAUUUGUUGUCCCAGGAAUGCCCCACAGAAUUGAACUGCGAAGAUCUCAGCUACCCGGGAUAUUCAAUCCUGGCACAGACCUCGAGUUGAAUGCUUUUCGUGAGAAAGUGAGGGAAGUUGCAGAAAAAUCAUAUGGGAUAGUGGUUAAUACUUUCGAAGAGUUGGAAUCAGAAUAUGUUAAAGAGUAUCAGAGGGUUACUGGACAUAGGGUAUGGUGUGUCGGUCCUGUAUCACUAUCCAACAAGGAUGACGUGGACAAGGCUGAGAGAAGUAAGAGAAAUGCAAAUGAUGAAGAGAGCAAGUAUCUUAAGUGGCUUGAUUCGUGGCCUUCGAGGUCAGUGAUUUAUGUCUGCCUAGGUAGUCUAAACCGUGCAACACCUGAGCAGCUGAUAGAGCUUGGAUUAGGAUUGGAAGCAACAAAAAGGCCAUUCAUUUGGGUGCUAAGGGGUGCGUAUGGAAAAGAGGAAAUGGAGAAGUGGUUAUUGGAAAAUGGGUUUGAAGAGAGGGUAAAAGGGAGAGGGGUUUUGAUAAAGGGUUGGGCACCACAAGUGUUGAUAUUGUCACACACAGCAAUAGGAGCGUUUUUGACACAUUGUGGAUGGAAUUCUACACUAGAGGGGAUUUGUGCUGGGGUGCCCCUGGUAACUUUUCCUCUGUUUGGUGAACAAUUUUAUAAUGAGAAGGUCAUCGUACAAGUGGUGGGGAAUGGGGUGAGCGUGGGAGCUGAAUGUGUUGUGCACUUGGGAGAGGAACACAAGUCUCGUGUUCAGGUGAGGAGGGAAAAUGUUGAGGAAUGUAUUGAGAAGGUAAUGGGUGAAGGCGAAGACAACGGAAAAAUAAGGGAAAGAGCUAGAAAGUUUACGGACGUUGCAAGGAAAGCAAUAGGUGAAGGUGGAUCUUCUUACUGCAACAUGUCCCUUCUAAUUGAUCAUAUCCUACGUGUCAAAGGGUUAGGCCAAUGCUGAGCCACCCCUCAGAACAUCUUUUCUGCUUUUGCCAAUAUAACUGUUUAUUUUAUUCUGUAUCUUUUUAUUAUAAAUAUUAUUGUAAAAAUAUAUAUGUAGAAAGAAAAUUAUAAUCUAUUACGAGUAAAAUUCC